This is a messenger RNA of Cricetulus griseus (Chinese hamster), 1383 nucleotides long. Lineage: Eukaryota; Metazoa; Chordata; Mammalia; Rodentia; Cricetidae. The record is from RefSeq and is a predicted model, not a curated record.
AUGGAGAAAAACUUGAAGAAUGUCCUAGUGGUUUCAUGUGGAUUCUUCCUCCUCUUCACAGCCUACGGAGGCUUGCAGAAUCUGCAGAGCAGCCUCUACAGUGAGAAUGGAAUGGGGGUGGUGACACUCAGCACCAUCUACUGUACUAUGAUGGUGUCCUCGUUGCUCCUCCCACCUAUCCUCAUCAAGAGGUUUGGCUGCAAGUGGACUAUGGUGGGCUCCAUGUGCUGUUAUACGAUCUUCUCCCUGGCCAACUUCUAUGCCACCUGGUACACCCUGAUCCCAACCUCUGUCCUGCUGGGCCUGGGUGCGGGUCCUCUGUGGUCGGCUCAGUGUACCUACAUCACCAUCAUAGGAAAUUUGCAAGCACAGAAAAAGGGAAAGCUUCCCAAGGAUGUGGUGACCCAGUACUUUGGCAUCUUCUUCCUAAUAUUCCAAUCUUCUGGAGUAUGGGGCAACCUGAUUUCCUCACUGGUAUUCAGCCACACAACCACUAAAGCCACCAUCCCUGAAGAUCAGCUCCUGUUCUGUGGAGCCAAAGACUGUGGCUCUCUUGGUACAGAGGCCAGCAAUAGUACCCAUCACCCCUCGCAGCAACUGAUCUACACACUGCUGGGAAUCUUCAAUGGCAGCAGUUUCCUGGCCAUCCUACUGUUGUCUGUGUGUCUUGAGUCUGUGGAAAACAGACUGAUAAAUGAAGGAGAGGCGAGGCCCGUUUCACCAUCCAUCUGGUCCAUUAUACUGUCGACCUUCACGCUGUUUAAAGACAAGCGCUUGUGCCUCCUGAUACUCCUGCCACUGUACAGUGGGCUCAACCAAGGGUUCCUCUAUGGAGAGUACACAAAGUCUUAUACUACCUGUGCCCUGGGCAUCCACUUUGUGGGGUACGUAAUGAUCUGCUUCUCGGCCUUCACCUCAAUGUGCUCCAUGCUGUAUGGGAAGAUCUCCAAGUAUAUAGGCAGGGCCGUACUCUAUGGCAUGGGUGCUACCAUUCACCUAUCUUGCUUUACUACCCUCCUUCUGUGGCGACCGGCCCCAGCCCAGCUGCCUAUCUUCUUUAUCAUCCCUGCCCUGUGGGGAAUGUCAGAUGCUGUCUGGCAGACACAGAACAACGCUCUUUACGGUCUCCUGUUUGAGUGGAAAAAAGAAGCUGCUUUUGCAAACUACCGUCUUGGGGAAGCCAUGGGGUUCCUCGUCGCCUUUGGGUACAGCUCAUUUUUGUGUGUACGCACCAAGCUCUACAUUCUCUUCGGCAUGUUGAGCUUGACUGUAACAGCUUAUGGUACUGUUGAGUACAUGGAAUUCAGGGCCGCCAGAAAGGUCCCUGCUGUGAAAGAAGAGAAAAGCCAGCCAGAGAAAGAAGAAGUGAAAGCAGAAAUGUGA